Messenger RNA from Ipomoea nil (Japanese morning glory), 2615 nucleotides. RefSeq names its product KH domain-containing protein HEN4. Gene Ontology annotation, cellular component: nucleus; cytoplasm. The record is from RefSeq and is a predicted model, not a curated record. The coding region runs from base 126 to 2261 and encodes 711 amino acids. The transcript has 7 exons. Gene Ontology annotation, molecular function: mRNA binding. Lineage: Eukaryota; Viridiplantae; Streptophyta; Magnoliopsida; Solanales; Convolvulaceae. Gene Ontology annotation, biological process: regulation of gene expression.
AAGGAGUAAAGGUAGUGUGGAGUCAAACGAGGAAGCGGUCAAACCCCAGAAAACAGUGUCCCCGUCACUUUGUUUUCUCUCUGUCUGCUGUUUGAUCUCUUGAUCGCUUCUUCGCCUCAGUUUUAAUGGACGCUUCGUUCAUGUCCAGGCGACACCUGGACACGACGGCACUUGACGCGCACGAACCCUUCAGCCCGACAUCCAUCACUCCAACCAAGCGCCGCCACCUACCGCCGUUUCACACUCCCACUUCCUCGUCCACACCGCCGCCGCCUUCUUCCGUCACUUUCAGGCCUCCUCCGCCGCCCUCGCCCCUUCUGAAGCUCUCCUCCGGCGAAACCCUAUUCCGGAUCCUCUGCCCCGCCACCAAAACCGGCCGCGUAAUUGGGAAGGGCGGCGCCAAUAUCCGCCAUUUCCGGGAGGAGACCGGCGCCAAGAUCCGCAUUGAUGACUCCGCCCCGGCCUGCGACGAGCGCGUCAUCACCAUCAUUGCCGAUUCGACGAGGAGGGAUUGCUCCACUGGCUCCGCCCCGAGUCAAAGCAACUCGGAUUGUGCUAGCACAACCGCCGAACACCCACCUAGUUCGAGCAUCGACGACGAGGCAUCGCCCGCUCAGCUGGCACUGGUUAGGGUUUUCGAGAGAAUUUGGAAAGUUGACGAGGAGAGGGAGGGUGAAGAAAGGAAGGACGAAGGGAGUAAUAGCAUUGGAGGAAUUCCGCAGGGAAUGGUGGUUUGCCGGCUAUUAGCCCCGACUUCGUUAGUAGGCUGCGUUCUUGGGAGAGGAGGGAAGAUUGUGGAGAGAAUAAGAAAUGAGACUGGAGCUCAAGUUAGGGUUUUGCCUAAAGAUCAAAUUCCCCACUGUGCCUCCCAAGGAGAUGAGGUGAUUCAGAUAACAGGAAACUUCUCGGCGGUAAGAAGAGCACUGUUGUCUGUUUCAGGCUGUCUUCAAGAUAACCCUAGGGCAGAGUUGGCAUACUCAUCUACUCCCAAAUCCUCAGGGUCAUCAUUCCAUGGAAAUGGUUUGCCUGGUCCAGACCCUUAUUCGCUACCGGGUUAUGCAACAGGUCAUCAAUUUGUGGAUCAUCAUUCCAAGAAUUUUCAAUAUUCUUGUGCUGAGAGUAGUGCUAGUUAUGGUAUGGUUAAGGAAGAAGAGGUCGUAUUUAGGCUUCUAUGUAAAGUUGAUAAAGUUGGAAGUUUGAUCGGGAAAGGCGGCUCUAUUAUACGGGUGAUCGAGAGUGAAACUGGUGCUUCUAUUAAAAUUGUUGAAGUUGCAUCUGAUUCGGAUGAGAGAGCUGUCAUUAUAUCCUCACGAGAGAACUCCGAGCAAAGGCAUUCUCCAGCACAGGAAGCUGUUAUUCGUGUGCAUAGUAGAAUUGCUGAAAUUGGGUUUGAACCAGCUGCAGCAGUUGUGGCUAGACUUCUUGUACAUUCAAAUCAAAUGGGUUAUGUGUUCGGGGAUGGUGGUAUUCCAAUUGCCGAAUUGAGAAGAGUUACUGGUGCUAGUAUACGCAUUUUUCCCAUGGAACAAUCUCCAAGGUUCGGUUCCCAAGGUGAUGAAGUUGUACAGGUUAUUGGCAGCUUGCAGUCUGUCCAGGAUGUUCUGUUUCAAGUAACUAGUCGACUCCGGGAGACAGUAUUCACACUGAGACCAAAAUUUCCAACUGCAACCUCUUUGCCACAUCGCCCUGAAAUGCUGCCACCUGCAUAUAGGGCUCGGCACGAGCCUGCUUCUCCAGCUUACCACCCUCCACCUAGCAUUCCCCGCGGGGUUGACCAUGGCUUUGCUCCUCGAAGACCUUUUGAACGAGCAUCUGCAUUGACGCCGCAUGGUUUUGAUCAUCACUGUCCAACUUACCCGGACUCUGUCCCCAAUUUGUAUGGCAAUGAAAGACGUGGACAGGCUCCCAUCUAUGAUCAACCAAUCUCGCCAAGGUGUCCCACUCAGGCUUCUGGUGCACCAGCUGCAGAUGUCAAUGGAGGUUUUGCACCAAAUGAUGCUCGUACUAGCAGUGAAGAUGCUGUUGUUCAAUCACCUGUUGUUGUUGAAGUAAUGAUCCCUCAGUAUUUGUUGAAACAUGUUUAUGGAGCGGAUAAUAGCAAUCUUGAUUUCAUAAGACAGGCUUCGGGUGCUAAGGUAUCUGUUACUGAUCCGAGACCCGGUACUACUGAAGGCGUUGUUGUUCUGUCUGGAACGCAAGACCAGACACGCACUGCUCAGAACCUUGUCCAUGCUUGCAUCCUGUCUGAGCUACCAUUCUAGUCUUAGUUGCAAACUGCAGACAAAAGUAAGAUGACAGGAUCUGUUUUCUAUUUAUGAUGAGGAAAACCCAAAAAAUAAAAAAUAAAAAUGGUGCACAUUCUUGAGUUAUUGUCUCUUUUAUCCUAUUAUCCAGAAAAAAGGUGCGGGAAUUUGCAUUAUAUCAUAUAGAUUAUGAACUAGUAGAGUAGUUGCUUAGUGGCUAAGCCCACACAAUAUACAGGAUGUUUGUGUUAGUGUGGACUGCAGACAGAUGAAACUUGUCAAGUAGAACUAUAUGGCAAUGGUAUUGACUCUCAGUUGUAAAUAUUGAAUCUUCUUGGUUUUUAGGGCAAUGUUUGGUUUUCUUUCUCUAAA